AUGAGACUGUCGUUGGUUGCAAACGUCGGCGCUCUGCUUUUGAGCGGUCCUGCUCUCAGUCACCCGACAAAGAGCGGACAGGCCGUACACGAGUCCGUCUCUCAGCUCCCUCCAGGCUGGCGACAUGUCGCACCGGGCCACGAGUUCCUCACCGUCCGGCUCUCCGUCGCGUUGAAGCAGCCCGGCCUGUCUGAGCUGAAGAAGCGCCUCGAGGAUGUCAGCGACCCUGCUCACCCCGAAUAUGGCGCCCACGUCUCUCGGGACGUCAUGAAGGCCUUCCAGGAGCCUUCAGAGGAUGCAUACGCCGUCGUUUCUUCCUGGCUUCAGGCAUAUGAGAUUCACGACUUCAAGCAGGACGGACCUUGGGUUCGCCUGAACACCACCGUCGGCAAGGCGAACCGUCUUCUGGACUGCAAGUUCUCCAAGUACCAGUACAACACCGACAAGCCUGUUCUCCGUGCAAAGGAGUACACCAUCCCUGCCCGUCUGGCAGAGCACGUUGACUUCGUGUUUCCGGUCAGUCAAUUUGUCUCUAAACCGCCCAGGCAACAAGACUCGGUACAAGAUGUGACCAAGGCAAAGAGAGCAAGCACCAUGCCGGAGAGCUGCUGGUCAUACACGACCCCUCAGUGCAUCGUUGAUCUCUACAACAUCAACUACAGCCUGCCCGAUGGCCCAUCGCCGACGGAUUUUGGCAUCGCCGGCUUCUUGGAAGAGUACCCCAACGUGCCCACGCUCCAAGCCUUCCUCGCGUCGUACAGCCCGCGCAGAAACGCCACCAACUUCUCGCCCAGGUACAACCUCACCGUCGAGUCCAUCAACGGGGGUAACACCACGACGGAAGGCGGCGGUGUCGAGGCCCUCCUCGACAUUCAGUACAGCAUGCCCUUCAUCCAGCCGAUGAACGUAACCUACUUCUCCACCGGCGGUCGCGGCCCCGAGAUCGGCCUCGACGGCAAAGAGAAGACCCCGGAAGAGAGCGGCAACGAGCCCUGGAUCGAGUUCCUCGAGGCGCUCCUCGCCCGCGAGUCGAUCCCCCACGUCAUCUCCAUCUCGUACACAGACGACGAGCAGGCCAUCCCCCAGCCGUACGCCCGUCGCGUCUGCGAUCUCUUCAUGCAAGUCGCGGCUCGCGGCGUGUCCGUCCUCGUCGCGACCGGUGACGGCGGCGCCGCGGGUAUCAGAUCUGGUAACUGCGUCUCCAACGACGGGAAGAACACGACCAAGUUCAUCCCCACGUUCCCCGUGGACUGUCCCUACGUCACCGGCGUGGGCGCGACGGGCAACUAUGCACCUGCUGAGCCGGCGUGGUACAGCUCCGGCGGCUUCAGCGAGUACUUUGAGCGUCCGGCCUGGCAGGAGUCCGCGGCCAAGGCGUACAUUGACGGCAUCAACGGGUCUCAUGCCGGUUGGUAUGCGACCGGCGGCCGUGGCAGCCCGGACAUCUCUGCCAUCGGCUCUCGGUUCUUGAUGCAGCCCGGCUGGACGCAGAAGGGGACCUCCGCCAGCACGCCCGUGGUCGCCGCGAUGAUUGCGCUUGCCAACGACAAGCGGAUGAGGGAGGGGAAGCCUGCUUUGGGCUUCCUCAACCCUCUUCUCUACUCCGACAAGGUCCGCGCUGCUAUUGAUGAUGUGACCAGCGGAUCUAGCGGCAGCUGUCCGAUUGGGGAUCAGGUUGAGAGUGGAUGGUCGGCUACUGCUGGAUGGGAUCCGGCAACAGGACUUGGAACGUUGAACUUUGCCAAGUUCAUCGAAGCAUUGGCUUAA
This is a messenger RNA of Colletotrichum karsti, 1767 nucleotides long. RefSeq lists its product as uncharacterized. The record is from RefSeq and is a predicted model, not a curated record. Lineage: Eukaryota; Fungi; Ascomycota; Sordariomycetes; Glomerellales; Glomerellaceae. Gene Ontology annotation, molecular function: serine-type endopeptidase activity; tripeptidyl-peptidase activity. Gene Ontology annotation, biological process: proteolysis. Bases 1 to 1767 code for a protein of 588 amino acids. The transcript is spliced from 2 exons.